Paraphaeosphaeria sporulosa is the source of this 1483-nucleotide messenger RNA. RefSeq lists its product as uncharacterized. Gene Ontology annotation, molecular function: hydrolase activity. The transcript has a single exon. The record is from RefSeq and is a predicted model, not a curated record. The coding region runs from base 274 to 1299 and encodes 341 amino acids. Lineage: Eukaryota; Fungi; Ascomycota; Dothideomycetes; Pleosporales; Didymosphaeriaceae.
CCGCAUAUCGUCGCUGACCUGGAAGCUCUGCUGCCUACGUGCGUACGCGUUGCGCUCUGGCCGCAAUGGGGCUGCGUACUACUUGUGUCAUGGGAUAAUGGGGUAUGAGGUGAGACGCGUAGUGGCCAGCUUCAGCUUACAUGAACGGAGACAUUCCGGAAUAUUUUUGAGGCCGCAGCGAGUCUUUUGCUUUUUGUUCAAUGUUCUGAGCCAGGACUUUUACGUUUAACAAGCCCCAGUUGUCAUUCAUACAGCGGUCGGAAACCUCCACACAUGUCAGCCGAACUGAGUCCCACCGAACUCACCAUGUCCUCCACCACACAAUCUCCACCCCAACACCAAACUCCCUCCUUCGACCCGGAAUACCUCCAAUGGCUCAUGUCCUCCUUCCCCACCGACGCCGCUACCCCACCCCUCACCACCAUCCCCUUAAUGCGCCAAAACACCGAGCACAUGAUCCGCGCUCUCUACGCAAAAUGGCCCGCCCAACCCAGCGUCAUGCAGACCUCCCACAUAGUCACAUCCGCAGACGGCACGCUCAUCGAAGUCACCCGCUUCAGCCCGCCGCAGGAACCUGGAAAGCAGGAAAACGAAGCAGGACCAGCGAUCCUGCAUUUCCACGGAGGCGGGCAUGUCUCCAACCACGUGGAUAUGUUUGCGCCCUACCUGUCCGACCUCGUCGUCCGCACCGGAAUUCCUGUAUUUAGCGUAGAAUACCGACUCGCGCCCGAACACGCCUUCCCCGCCGCGCUGGACGACGGCCUCGCAGCGCUGAGGUGGCUGUCUUCCUCCGCUGUCCAGCUCGGCAUCGAUCCCACCCGCAUCUGCCUAAUGGGCGAGUCUUCCGGUGGCGGGUUGGCGGCGGGAAUUGCGCUGAUGGCUAGGGACAAGGCGUUGGAGCCGAGAGUAAAGAGAAUGUUGUUGGUAUAUCCGAUGCUAGAUGAUCGCUCGAUCAGCACGAAUCCUGCGUGGGACGCGGAGAAUCGCGGGGUAAAGUUGCUGACGAUGUGCUGGGAGGCGUAUCUGGGGCCCAGCGUCAAGGUGGGGGAUCCGCAGGCGGAAGUGUCGAUUUAUGCGGCGCCGGGGAGGGCGGAGAAGUUGGAGGGGUUGCCCGAGGCGUGGGUCGAGGUUGGUGCGCUGGAUGAAUUUCGGGAUGAGUGUGUGGAUUUCGCGGGGAGGCUGGAGAAGUGCGAGGUGAGGGUUUGGGACGGCGUGCCGCAUGGCUUCGAUGCGGCGAGGGAGAUUAAGGUUAGUCGGAGAGCGGUGGAGGGUAGGGUGGGUUUUUUAGCGGGACUGUAGGGUGGGCGUGCAGAAGACGAUUGUAAGUACAAGGACUUUCACUACAUGGGGUGCCUAAGGCGUUUUGUUUCGGAUGAGUGUGUUUGAUCAGUGUGGGACGGAGACGGAUACUUUAAUUGAUCGAAUGCUGCGCAGACUUUUGUGAGAUGGAAGAGGGUAUUGAAACUACGGAUAUUGUGUCGUG